AUGCUCCAUUUUGUCAAUUUUGCGCGAGAGCGUCAUAACUCUUCGUCUUCAGCUGAUGAGCCACCAGAGAUUAAGGAGCUGAAGGAGCUGCAAGAUUUGGAAGAGUCCGCAGAAUCAGCCCGAUAUUUUGAUUCCAUCUCGGCACCAGUCCCAUCGUCCCCCCGCUCGUUUCGACUCGUUAGCAACCGAAAACGUGUGAAUCGCCACUCGUCAGUACAUUCAAAUGAAUCCAGUGGCUCUGAAUCUAGGGCAUCGAUAAGGUCGGUGUCGCCAAUGGCACUUAGCUCUGGUUGUGAAGUUUGUCAGGCGAGUACAACCUGUGAACAGUGUGCUAAGGGGCACGAGACUUGUCUACAGCACCUGCACCACCACCACCGCCACACUAAUAAUAUCGAUAACAAGCCCAAACUUGAUAAUUUAAAAAACAAAAAUAUUAGCAAUCGUGCCAAAACAAAUUCUUUACAACCACCACCUUCUACAAUCUCAAGACAUCAGAGAGAUCAUAGCCCACUAAGGACCGCUCAGAGCUCAUCAGAACAGCCUGGUCCAUCAAAUUCUUGCACAGACACCUUAGAUAUGCAACACCAAACCCAAGAUGAACUUGAGUACUUUUUCACAAAGGAAAUUGAAUGGUUCGAACUCUCAUCGCUUCGCAAAACCAAAGUCAACAUUUUACUUCAAAAUGCAAAUGGGCCGUGCCCACUUGUGUCUCUUAUCAAUACUUUGGUUUUGACACGUGCUGAAACCGCUCGGUACACAACAGAUAAGAAGCAGAUAUCUGUAAAGGGACUGCUCGAGUAUCUCGGCUCUCUUGUCAUUGACAAAACUGUUAAUUCAUCGACUCAUCUUCCUAUAAAUUUCGAUAAUGAUGUUCAACUUUCCAAUGAUAUUAGUAAAGUCCUGGGUUUGCUUCCAAAACUGGUUUCUGGUUUGCAUAUUGACCCUUGCUUUGACGGCACUUUUAGUGACUCGCCAGAAAUGGCACUUUUUAGACUUUACGACGUCAACAUUGUUCACGGUUGGAUUGCCGAUCCAGAGUCAGAUGUUUAUAAUUAUGCGGACCUUAAAGCUGCACAAUCAUAUGAAAAUGCUCAAAUUUUAUUUAUAGAAGCUUCCGAAAUACGCUCGCAUAAAACCCAUCUUGAGCAACAACAACAACAACAGCAGCAGCAGCAGCAGCCUGUCGAAGUACAGCAAGAUACGCCUGGUAAUACAUCUCAUGAAAAUUCAACCUUUGAAGAAGAUGCGAGUUCGCCACCACCACCUUAUACAGUUACUGACGAAAUAUCUCGCCACAAUUCCACUCAGCUCAUUGAUGAAACAAUUGAAACUCCUACUGUCACUGCCACCCCGUCAGAAGCUGCAAGCUCUACCCGUGCAAGCAUUUCAUCGAGCCGCCGGCCUUCAACAUUGGUUUCGCGCACCCAGAGCCGUCAAGCUAUUACUACCGCCACUACCUCUUCAGUUCUCACUGAGGCGCAGCAAGAAACCUUACAUCAUGCUGAAACCACGGAGCUGUUUUUGGAACACUAUCCAUCUCAGCUGACUGAGUACGGUAUACGCUUUUUGAACAAUGUUCUUCAUCCUGGUGCUGUAGCAAUUCUCUUUCGCAAUGAUCACUUUUCCACUAUCUUCCGGCCACUUUUUUCAACCCUUCCGCUUGGUCCUGAUGGGAAAUCACCUACCGAGUCACCAUUGCUAUCUCUUGUGACUGAUCUUGGUUUAGGAAAGCAACGCGAGAUUGUGUGGCAGUCGCUUUCGAGCAUUUCAGGAGCCGACGAUGUUUUCCUCGACGGCAGUUUCCGUAUCCCCAGAGGUAUUACUGAAGACGGUAGUGGUAACCGAUGCACGGCUGAUGGCAGUCCAAGUAACAAUAGUAACGCCAGUAGCUCUGGGGAAACACACCAACUUCGACAUGAGUCGGAACAAUCUGAUUAUGAAAUGGCACGCCAAAUGCAACUGGAAGAAGACGAACAGCUGGCAGUUCGGAUGCAUAAGGAAAACGAGCGCGAAGCUCACGAACAACAACGACGCGCUCAAGCUGCUGCUCGUCAACAACAACAACAACAACAACAACAACAACAACAGCAGCAGCAACAGCAACAACAACAGCAGCAAAAACUUGUACGACAGCAACAGCCUCUCCGGCCACCACCUUCACGACAGCAGCCAACCCGAGCAAGUGUAGCAAGUAAUGCACAGCUUUCACGUCGUCAAUCAACUUCUACCACCUCUGCAAAAGGUGAUAAAAGUUGUAUUAUUAUGUAA
Messenger RNA from Magnusiomyces paraingens, 2268 nucleotides. RefSeq lists its product as uncharacterized. The transcript has a single exon. NCBI's taxonomy places the organism in Eukaryota, Fungi, Ascomycota, Dipodascomycetes, Dipodascales, Dipodascaceae. The record is from RefSeq and is a predicted model, not a curated record. Gene Ontology annotation, biological process: protein K48-linked deubiquitination. The coding region runs from base 1 to 2268 and encodes 755 amino acids. Gene Ontology annotation, molecular function: cysteine-type deubiquitinase activity; cysteine-type carboxypeptidase activity; K48-linked deubiquitinase activity. Gene Ontology annotation, cellular component: cytosol; cell periphery.